This is a messenger RNA of Trichoderma citrinoviride, 624 nucleotides long. RefSeq lists its product as hypothetical. The record is from RefSeq and is a predicted model, not a curated record. NCBI's taxonomy places the organism in Eukaryota, Fungi, Ascomycota, Sordariomycetes, Hypocreales, Hypocreaceae. Bases 1 to 624 code for a protein of 207 amino acids. The transcript has 5 exons.
AUGGACAAGUUUGUUGAGAUGGGCAAGGAAUUCCUUGAGCAGCGCUCCGGCUCUGGCUCUAACUCUGGCUACCAAGGUAUCCAGCUCCCUCCCGGAAACAAGGCAUACGGAGGCAACUAUCCCGCCGGCGGCGACUUCCACAACGAAGACGAGGAACUCCGCAGCGCCCACCAGCACGCCCAGCAGUACGCCGGCUCGUCUGGCAGCAGCGACAUCUUCUCCUCAGUCAUCAGCAGCAUCGGCCAGAAGAAGGGCCGCCUGGCUGAGGACGACAUUGACGAGCAGGAUGCCAUCAACAAGCACAAGCAGACCUACGAACAGGACGCCGAUAAUCUAGACUCCGGCAGCCUCGGCUCCGCGGCCGCUCUCCAGGCGCUCAAGAAGUUCACGCAGGGCGAGACGGGCGGCAACCAGAGCCAGGGGGCGUUUCUGGGCCUGGCCAUGUCCGAGGCCAGCAAGCUCUUCGACUCCAAGGCCGCCAACGGAAAGGUUUCCUCCGAGGCAAGCAAGGAGUCUGCAAUUCAGCAGGCGGGGGAGCUGGCGUUGAAGAUGUAUAUGAAGAGUCAGGGCGGGGGUCAGCAGGGUCCUUCUGGUUUGCUGGGGAUUGCUUCCAAGUUUUUCUGA